Molecule: messenger RNA, 2348 nt
Organism: Owenia fusiformis
Lineage: Eukaryota; Metazoa; Annelida; Polychaeta; Sabellida; Oweniidae
Source: the annotation of a GenBank genome assembly
AUGGCUGGUUUUAAAGACAAAACCAAGAAAAGAGAAUAUGGAGAAGGAAAGAAACCAGGAAUAGAUCUGGUGUUUAAGGGCAUCAAUUAUGACAUCGGAGAGAGAAGUAUUUUGAAGGAUGUUUCUGGUAUUGCAAAGCAGGGUGAUAUGUUGGCCGUCAUGGGACCGAGUGGUUCUGGCAAAACGACGCUGCUUAAUGUAGUUGCUGGACGUAUUGUAGCAGACAGUGGGGAGAUAAGUCUCAGUGGACAACCAAUCAGCAAACGCAUGAGGAAGAAAAUGUGUUACGUUCUUCAACAGGACAUUUUCUACAGCAACCUGACCCUCAGACAAACAUUAACUUACACAGCUUUACUGCGUCUGCCUGAGAAAAUGCCAAAGAAGGAAAAAAUCCGACGAGUCGAGGAAAUAGUAGAUGCACUGGACCUCAGGAAAUGCUUGGACACAAUUAUUGGUGAUGUGUUUCAAAGGGGCUUGUCUGGAGGAGAGCAGAAGAGAGCAAACAUCGCCAAUGAGAUAUUGACAGACCCAAUGCUAAUGUUGCUAGAUGAACCAACCUCUGGCUUGGACUCCAACACAGCCUGCAAUCUGAUGAAGAUCAUGAAGAGUUACACGCAGGUGAACAACAAGACAGUAAUGACAACAAUACACCAGCCCUCCAGCCAGAUAUACCAUCUCUUUGAUAGGGUACUCCUUAUGACAGAAGGACAAGUUGCUUACUUUGGUGAAGGAAGUAAAAUUCUUUCCUUUUUCUCCUCUGUGGGUCUAGAAUGCUCUAUGAACUACAACCCUGCAGACUUUAUUUUAGAAAAGGUUAACGAGGAGAAGGACGUUCAAGAUGCAAUCCUUGAAGCUGCCAACAAAUUAAGGGAUUCAGAAGACUGGCCCGUAGAGCUCCACCAUGACUACAAAACAAAACAGCUGGCCAUUUGUGAUAAGAUGACAAGUGGAAAAAUCAAUGAAGCAUAUAACAUCGAUGAAGUCAAACUUACGAUGGAGGCUACAACUGAGAAGGACACUAUAAAAGAUUCAACAUCUGGCAAAGCAUUGGCAGUUCCAGUUACUGAAUUUGAUGACAAGACGCAAGAACAAUAUGAUGAUGCAAAUUCAAUGUUGAAUGACAAUGAGAAGUGGGUGACGUCAUGGUGGACCCAAUACAGUGUAUUAACACGACGCAAUCUCUUCCAGGCCAAAGACAGAAUUCUUUCCAAGUUCAAUAUUAUCCAAACGAUGUUCCUUGCUCUUCUCACCAGUUUAUUCUGGUUUCAAAUGCCACGUACUGAGGCUACAUUAAAAGAUCGGAUUGGUCUAAUUUUCUUCACAUCGAUCUACUUUGGUUUCUUUUCAAUCAUUGAUGCAAUUACUGCGUUUCCAGAGGACCGAGCAGUUGUGAACAAGGAAAGAUCCAGUGGAGCUUACAGGCUCUCGGCGUACUUCUUUGCAAAAAUGAGUAGUGAGAUUCCACUAAUAAUUGCUCAGCCUUUGGUGUUUGUGUCAAUUGUGUUCUGGGUGGCUGGACUAAAUGGUGUUACGGCGUACUUUGGUGAUUUAGCAGUUAUCAUUCUUGGGGCAAUAACAGCUCAGGGAUUUGGUCUUAUAUUUGGAGCAUCAUUCAAAAUCUUUAAGAUGUCAUUUGUUGCUGGAACUAUGUUUAUGCUGUUCAAUGUUCUAGCAGGUGGUUUCUACACAGUGAACCUUCCUUACUGGAUCGGUUGGAUCAAGUAUCUCUCAGUUGUGCUCUACGUCUACAACAUCCAGAUUACUUAUGAGUUCACGAAUGCUCCUCCAGUGUUGUGUGUGGGAGGAAAUCUGACUUCAUUUCCAGAGUGCCUUAACCCGAAUGUGACUAGCAUAGACCAAUCGGAGUAUCUGCAGUCUAUCAGUAUAGGUUGGCCUCUUUGGGCGAUGCAUCUAGCUCUGUUUGUUUUUCUACUAGUGAGCAGGACUACUGCAUAUCUCAUACUGAGAUUUAAAUCAACAAGAAUAGGGUGAUGUACUUGCAACAGUAUUAUAGGGUGGCUUGAUUGUAUCAUAGAAUGAGUAUGCACUCGCAUACCUAUCAACUAUUUGCAAAUUAAAAACUGUGGAUCUGUAAUGGAAGUACUCAUUUUAUAGAGAAAACAUGCAUUCCCAGUAUCAACAAACUAAAAUGCUCAACCAAAUUGUGUGACCUUUGACUUCCUGGUUAAUUAUCCAUUAUUAGAGACUAUUGAGUUUCGUACCAUGUUCCAAAUUGACAUAAGCACAAACAAUAUUCAUAAUACAUCUAUGUUUGUAUCAAUUUGGGAGCUGAAUUUCUGGAUUUUAAACUUGAAUAUUAAUGUAAAAAUAAUGGCUUGGACAUUUGA